AUGCCUCAGAUGUAUAAGAUGGUUAUAGAAAAAGUUAAAGAGCAAUUAAAAAAUGUUACUGCUGUAUGUUUAACUACUGAUGGAUGGACUUCUCGUAAUAACCAAAGUUUUAUUGCUGUAACAGCACAUUUUUUAAAUCCUGAAAAUGAUUCAGAGCUGUCCGCUUAUUUAUUGGGAUGUACUAGUUUUCCUGAAAGUCACACAGCUGACAAUUUAGCCUUGUUUUUAAAAAAUACAGUAUCUGAGUGGGGAUUAAAUGAUAGAGUAACAGCUGUAGUGACAGAUAAUGCGUCUAAUAUGAAAUUAGCUAUAGAUAAAUGUGACUGGAGACGAAUAUCCUGUUUUGCCCAUUCAGUGAAUUUAGUGGUUCAAAAUAGUUUAGAGAUCAUUGAACCAGUAAUAACUAAAAUUAAAAAUAUUGUUUCAUAUUUUAAGAGGAGUUCUCACGCUUUAGCAAAGUUGGAAGAGUACCAAAAACAAACAGGAAGUCCUAUUUUAAAGUUAAAACAAGAUUGUCCAACACGUUGGAAUUCUUGUUAUGAUAUGCUAGAAAGAGUAUUAAAGCUUAGAGAGCCAAUAACUGCAACUUUAGCUAUUUUAAAUAGUAAUCACUUGAAUUCCCUAAAUUCUUAUGAUUGGGAAUAUACUGCUAACUUUGUGGAUGAAAUAAGUUUGCCAAAAGAGGUACAUGAUAUGGCUGAAAUUUAA
Molecule: messenger RNA, 708 nt
Organism: Daktulosphaira vitifoliae (grape phylloxera)
Lineage: Eukaryota; Metazoa; Arthropoda; Insecta; Hemiptera; Phylloxeridae
Product: zinc finger BED domain-containing protein 4-like
Exons: 2
Coding region: 1-708 (235 amino acids)
Source: RefSeq, a predicted model, not a curated record